Molecule: messenger RNA, 822 nt
Organism: Coregonus clupeaformis (lake whitefish)
Lineage: Eukaryota; Metazoa; Chordata; Actinopteri; Salmoniformes; Salmonidae
Product: NACHT, LRR and PYD domains-containing protein 6-like
Exons: 3
Coding region: 1-822 (273 amino acids)
Source: RefSeq, a predicted model, not a curated record
AUGACCCCAUCUAUUAAAGAGCGGCUCCUGGCCAUUCUGGAGGAUCUUGGCUCUGAGGAGCUGAAUAAGUUUAAGUGGCAUCUAACUAUAGAUAAACUGCUGGAUGGCUUCCUUCACAUUCCAAAGUGCCAGCUGGAGAAAUCUGAAAGACAGGACACAGUGGAUCAGAUGGUGCAGAAAUACAGGGAAAAUGGGGCUGUGAUGAUCACACUGGAGGUCCUGAAGAGGAUGAGCCGUAACGAUCUCGCUGAGAAGCUAAAAAGAGACUGUCCAACAGGUCCUUCGGAUGAAGUUGUUGAGAAGUACCAACAAGAACUCAAACUGAAACUAAAAGAGAAGUUUCAGCAUGUAUUCAACGGGGUGGCAAAGCAGGGCGAUAAGCAACUUCUCAAUGAGAUCUACACAGAGCUCUACAUCACAGAGGGAGGAAGUGGAGGGGUCAAUAAUGAACAUGAGGUGAGACAGAUUGAGAUGACAUCCAAGAAUCCAGCAAGACCAGAGGCUAAAAUCAUCUGCAAUGACAUCUUCAAACAAUCAUCUGGAAAAGACAAACCUAUCAGAACUGUGCUGACAAAGGGAGUCGCUGGCAUUGGAAAAACAGUUGCUGUGCAGAAGUUCAUUCUGGAUUGGGCUGAAGGGAAAGCCAAUCAGGAUAUCCAAUUCAUAAUUUCACUCCCUUUUCGGGAGCUGAAUUUUCUGAGGGGGAAAAAAGCCAACCUCCGUGGACGUGCUGCUGACAAACCUCAUCAAUGGGAAUCUGCUUCCACCUGCUCUCCUCUGGAUAACCUCCAGACCUGCAGCAACCAACCACAUCCCUCCUGA